GCCGGGGCGGGGCCGGCGGGGUUUCCGCUGCUCGGAGCAGACUGAGCGCCGCUGCCCGGAGCGUCCCGCGUCCGCAUCCCUGCCCUGCCCAGCGCGCCGCCGUCCCGCGCUCCGCCGCUCUCCGGGAGGUUCCGGGCGCUUGGAUCCUCCUGCCUGGUCGUGCAUCACCUUCUCCCGACCCGAGCAUUCGCGAUGGCACAGGUUCUCAAAGGCACCGUGACUGACUUCCCUGGAUUUGAUGAGCGGGCUGAUGCGGAAGUUCUUCGGAAGGCCAUGAAAGGCCUGGGCACGGAUGAGGAGAGCAUCCUGACGCUGCUGACAUCCCGAAGUAAUGCUCAGCGCCAGGAAAUCGCUGUGGCUUUUAAAACUCUGUUUGGCAGGGACCUUCUGGAUGACCUGAAAUCAGAACUGACUGGAAAAUUUGAAAAAUUAAUUGUGGCUCUGAUGAAACCCUCUCGGCUUUAUGAUGCCUAUGAACUGAAGCAUGCUCUUAAGGGAGCUGGGACUAAUGAAAAAGUACUGACAGAAAUUAUUGCUUCAAGGACACCUGCAGAACUGAGAGCCAUAAAACAAGUUUAUGAAGAAGAAUAUGGCUCAAACUUGGAAGACGACGUGGUGGCGGAUACUUCAGGCUUCUACCAGAGGAUGCUGGUGGUUCUCCUUCAGGCUAACAGAGACCCUGAUGCGGGAAUUGAUGAAGCGCAGGUUGAACAAGAUGCCCAGACUUUGUUUCAAGCUGGAGAGCUUAAAUGGGGGACAGAUGAAGAAAAGUUUAUCACCAUCUUUGGAACACGAAGUGUGUCUCAUUUGAGAAGGGUGUUUGACAAAUACAUGACUAUAUCAGGAUUUCAAAUUGAGGAAACCAUUGACCGAGAGACUUCUGGUAAUUUGGAGCAGCUUCUCCUUGCUGUUGUGAAAUCUAUUCGAAGUAUACCUGCCUACCUUGCAGAAACCCUCUACUAUGCUAUGAAGGGAGCUGGGACAGAUGAUCAUACCCUCAUCAGAGUCGUGGUUUCCAGGAGUGAGAUUGACCUGUUUAACAUUAGGAAGGAGUUUAGGAAGAAUUUUGCCACCUCUCUUUAUUCCAUGAUUAAGAGUGACACAUCUGGGGACUAUAAGAAAGCCCUCCUGCUUCUCUGUGGAGGAGAAGAUGACUGAUGUACCGCCCGGAGAGACCCCUGCGCUGUGCCUGCCCGCUGCCACUGCCUGCCUUCAGCGCAUCUCGCUACACUUUUUGUAUGCCAAUGCUUGACACAUUGCCUUAUUCAUACUAGCAUGCUAAUGACCAAAACAGAUGCAUUGUGGGUGCUUCUUUCUGAUCUUCAAUUAAGGUCUUUCUCUUCGACUCUUGUAGUACGGAAAUGUACUUACGUUACUAAGACUAAAGUCUGGUCAUUUAUAUUUUCUUUUAAGAGGUCAGACUGCUUUUAGCCUUUUUAAAAACUUCAUUUAUAUUAAAUCGAUAACUGUAUUACCUUAUUAGGAACCUUAGCCUUGAAAUUGUGAACUCCUGGAAGUGUUAUUAAUCAAGUUUGCUACUAUAUUAAACCUAAAAAAUUAUGGUGGUGGCAUUCGAAAGAUUAAUGAAAAAUAAACAUUUCCUUCCCCCUAAA
This is a messenger RNA of Equus quagga, 1613 nucleotides long. RefSeq names its product annexin A5 (gene ANXA5). Gene Ontology annotation, molecular function: calcium ion binding; calcium-dependent phospholipid binding. Gene Ontology annotation, biological process: negative regulation of coagulation. NCBI's taxonomy places the organism in Eukaryota, Metazoa, Chordata, Mammalia, Perissodactyla, Equidae. Gene Ontology annotation, cellular component: cytoplasm. The record is from RefSeq and is a predicted model, not a curated record. The transcript is spliced from 13 exons. Bases 193 to 1158 code for a protein of 321 amino acids.